AUGUUAGGUAAAAAAUCUGGCGUCGUAGAAAAGCUACUACAACAAUUUCCCAACAUUGUUCCUUGGCAUUGCAUGAACCAUAGGAUAGAGUUAGCUGUGAGUGACUCUAUCAAUGACGUUGGGGCUAUUAACCAUUUUCAAAUGUUUAUGGACAAACUGUACACUCUGUAUAGUAAAUCGCCUAAAAACCAAAGAGAACUAGCCGAGUGUGCUAGGGAGCUUGAUUUGCAACUACAGAAAGUUGGUCGCAUUUUGGGCACGAGAUGGAUUUCCAGUUCAUUUAAAACUGUUAUGGCCGUUUGGUAUGGAUAUCAAGCAUUGUACUCCCAUUUUAAGAAGGCCCAAGAAGACAAGAACAGAACAACAACCGAACGAGCAAUGUACGGUGGGUUGAUUAGGCGCUUGACAUCAACUCAGUUUCUGUCAGAUUUGGCGAUAAUGUAUGACAUAUUAGCUGAAUUAACAAUGGUUUCAAAAUGUCUUCAAAAUAGGGAGGCAACUGUUGUUUAUGCAGACAAACUCAUAAGAAGGUCAAUUGCUUUUUUCGAGUGCCUUAAAGAAAAACCUGGAACUAAGACCCUUGAGGCCAAGAGAGCUGCAAUCACUGGUAAUUUUUGUCAUGUUCCCUUAACAAGUAGCAACAAAAUAACUGCUAUUAAUGACCAGCAGUUGCUAUCAAGUGUUAUUAACAACCUAAAACGGAGACUUUUCACAACAAGAAGCAGUAACGAACCAUCUAAUAAAGCCACAGGGAACAAUUAUGAUUAUGAAAAAGAGUAUGAAUCUCUCCUUUCAGAACUGAAAGUACUUGAAAGUAACAACUGGCCUCCAGAGAAAUAUGUUGGAUACGGUGAACAAGAAAUCGAACAUCUCUGUGCAAGAUUUAGGUUGAAUGCCAACAAAAUUAAGAACAGCUUCAGAGAUUACCUGGAAAACAGCACUACGAUUCCGAAGGACUUAAACCCACUGAUAAACUGCACAAAGCUUAUUCCUUGCAGUUCAGCAGAGUGUGAACGUGGCUUCAGUCACAUGAAUAUUAUUAUAUCGCCAACACGGUCAAAACUGACCAUCGAGCACGUAUCAGCAUUGAUGUUUAUCAAGUUGAAUGGACCAAGUAUCCAGACAUGGAAACCAGAGAAUUACGCCAAGGCAUGGUUAAGACGACACCGUACAGCUGAUGAUACUAGAACUCGACGAGCCAACCUCCAACCUGACAAAGAGGAAGAAGAUGCAAUUGCCAUUUAUUUGUAA
Molecule: messenger RNA, 1251 nt
Organism: Diabrotica virgifera virgifera (western corn rootworm)
Lineage: Eukaryota; Metazoa; Arthropoda; Insecta; Coleoptera; Chrysomelidae
Product: E3 SUMO-protein ligase KIAA1586-like
Exons: 1
Coding region: 1-1251 (416 amino acids)
Molecular function (GO): protein dimerization activity
Source: RefSeq, a predicted model, not a curated record